UUUUUUUUUUUGUGUUUCAUUCGCCAUCUCGUUUUCUGGCUUUCGUCUGGAUUUUCAGCAUCUUGUCAAGUUUCUGCAGUCCACAAACACCCGACACACACCCGACACACACGCACAACAGAGACGCACACAGCCGACAACAGACAACAAGGCCAGGGGAUGAUGCGCGGUGGCGUCAGGCGACAGACGGCUUGGAUGGCUGCUGUUGCUGCUGUUGCUGCAGUGACGGCCUUGCUCGCACUUGUCUCGGGCGUGGCGGUUGCCGCUCCGACGCAGGCCCUCGGCUCAUACAACUACACGCAAGUGCUCGAGAUGUCGCUGCUCUUCUACGAGGCUCAACGCGCAGGGAAGCUGCCAGCCAACAACCGCAUUCCAUGGCGCGGAGACACCUUCUUGUACGAGAAGGGCACUUCGAACGAGGACCUCACUGGUGGCUACAUGGACGCCGGCGAUCAUAUCAAAUUCUCACUACCGAUGGCCUUUUCGGUCACAAACCUCGCGUGGGGCCUUCUCGACCAACCGGCGGGCUACCAACAGGCGGGCCAAGUCGCCUACAUUCGCGAUGCCAUCAAAUGGGGCACAGACUACUUUAUCAAGUGCCAUGUCAGCCCCAACUCGCUCUACAUUCAAAUUGGCAAUCCUGACGAUGAGCACCAGCAAUGGAUGGCGCCCGAGACUCGAACCAAUGCGCGCCCGACCGUUAUGAUUAAUCCUUCGUCGCCCGGUGCCGAUGUCGCGGGCGAGGUAGCGGCUGCCCUUGCAGCUGCCUCCAUGGUGUUUCAGAGCGUCAAUGCGACGUACGCUGCGCAAUGCUUGACGCAUGCUCAGCAACUCUACACCUUUGCCAAGACGUAUCCAAACAAGUAUUCCAACUCUUUCUACCCGUCUUCAGACUACAAGGACGAACUUGCGUGGGCUGCGCUUUGGCUGUACCGCGCCACCAACACGGCGGGCUACUUCACCGAUGCUACAACGUUUGCAACAUCCAACACACCGUGGAGCUACAGCUGGGACCUGAAGGACGCAGCUGUGUGGGCGCUCACCUAUCGGCUCGCGCCAGCUUCAUCGAACGCCCAGGCUUCCGCCGUUGAGAGUUUCUUGAAUGGAUGGCUCCCCGGCGGUGGCGCAGUACCAUACACUCCCAAGGGACUUGCGUAUCGCAGUGACUGGGGCGUUCUCACCCUGGCAACCAAUGUGGCUUGGAUUGCCAUGUUCCACGCCCAAUCCAGAACGCUGAACGGCCGCACGACAGGCACCUCUUCACAGUCGUAUGUUGACUUUGCCAUCAACCAGUUGCACUAUGUGAUGGGCAGCAGUGGCCGCAGCUUCAUUGUUGGCUUUGGAACAAACCCACCGAAGCAAGCACACCACGCCGGUGCGUCGUGCCCCCUCUACUCAACCAACGUUCCGUGCGGCUGGGAUGUCUUCAACGCCAACACACCAAAUACCCACAUCAUUUAUGGAGCGAUUGUCGGUGGUCCAGACCAGAAUGAUGCUUACAGCGACGUUCGUUCCAAUUAUCAGCAGGCCGAGCCUGCUUGCGACCACAACGGCCCCUUCUCCAGUGCUGUUGCGUACCUUGUUGCGCUCCAAGCCGGAAAUCCUACCGUUGUUGCACCCACGACUGGUGCAGCUGUUGCCACCUCGACCGGGCCGGCUCCCGGGCAGACCACUGGCUCCAAUCCGGCACCUCCAGUCCCUGGCUCUUCCGCAGCCGCACCAGCAGGCAUUGCUGUCACUUCCGUCUUCCCCAUUGAAUCUCGUGCGCUCGAUGUCUACACGGAUGCUUUGAAUUCUGCUUUGGCCAUCUGGGGCUGGUGCGACACGAUCAACCCGAAUUCCAACACGUACUCACGAUCGGGAACUUCGAUUGCGGCAACGUGCGGCUCCUGGCAAGCAGUUUCCAUCAAUUGCCAAAACCCACCAUGCAUGAGCGCAGACUCGUACACGGAUUUAGUCUUCUGGAUGAAUGGCGGACCUUCUGGCGGGCAGAACUCGAUUCAACUGCAAUUCAUCUCUCAGGUUCCGAGCAGCAGCACUCAAAUUGGCACGAGAGUCGUGCUGACGAGCGAUUCAGAUCCACUCUUGGCCAACACUUGGCGGAGAUUCGAGGUGAACCUGGCUGCGGCUGGAAUCACCGGCCGGUUUGAUGGAUUUUGGAUUUGGAACACUCAAAACCCCUCCACUCCGACUUUCUACAUUGACGACAUGUACUUUGAACUGGUCACUAGCGCCACCAGUGUCUACAACAUCCCCGCCAACACGCUGCUGCCAGCACUUUCCGCGUCGUCGGUGCUGUCCGUAUCGGCGCUUUCCGCAUCGUCUGCGUCGGCGGCUUCGGCUUCAGCAGCCUCCGUUUCGGCCAGCUCAGCGUCCAUCAAAUCCGUGUCGUCCGUGCGUGCAGCGGCAUCCACGUCGGCUUAUUCGGCCUCUGUCAGUUCCGCAUCCCGCAUGUCAGUUGCGUCUGUCGCAUCUGCUUCAGCUGUCUCGGCUUCUGCUGCUUCAGUGGCCGCGGUGGCAUCCGCCGUCUCUGCUUCUGUUGCUUCCGUUGCCGCGGUGGCAUCGGCUGUCUCAGUUUCUGCCGCCUCGGCUUCUAUCGCAGCCAUUUCGUCGGCAACGCCCGAGGUGGAUUCAAGCGCGCUGGCCGCGCAAUCCUCGGCUUCUGUUGCAUCAGCCUUCCGCGUAUCGACGUCGUCAGUGGUGCGGGCCUCGGUACUGUCCGUGUCCUCUGUCUCUGCUGCCUCUGCUGCAUCCGUUUCGCAAGUCUCCGUGUCGGCGCUCUUGGCGAGUGUUUCAUCUGCUAGCGCCGUGUCCGCAUCUGCUGCAAGUGCUUUGUCCGCGUCUGCCAAAAGCGCUUCGUCCGCAUCUGCUCAAAGUGCAGCAAGCUUGUCGUCUGCAUCUGCUCGAAGUGCCGCAAGCGUGUCGUCUGUAUCUGCUCAGAGUGCUGCAAGUUUGUCGUCUGUGUCUGUCAAGUCUGCCCGAGAACAGUCGGCAGCGUCAGUGGCCUCCGUUGUGGCUGCAGCGUCCGCCAACUCUGUGGCUUCUGUCCAAUCCGCCCUAUCCGCUUCCAUCGCUGCAGCGACUUCGACUGCUUUCGUUGCAGCCGACCCUGCGAGCAGCGGUGCCAGCUCUCCUGUUGGUAUCAUUGCGGGAAUUGUGGUCGCCUUGCUCGUGGUCGUUGCUGUUGCUGUGGCGCUCGUCAUCCGCCGACGUCGCUGUCAACAGUCUGGGAUGCCGAAAGGUCCCUCCACGAUGGAACUCGUGGCUCCGAUGCAGGCGCAUGCCAAGCCACUUUCAAAGCACAAACCACCUCCCGAGCCCAUCUAUUCGUCGCCGGAUUCCGCCUCAGCAAGCCAAGAGGGCAUGUAUCAGGUUCCCGCAGACUUCCGACCUUCGAUGAGCGAUGUGUACUAUGCACCGGCAGAUGCUAGUCAGAUUGAUGCAGACGUGUACAGCGCUCCCUCGGACGCUUACCCAGGCGACGAUACCUAUUAUUCGGCUGCUGCUGGUGCCGCCAGUCCCGUGUACACCUCGCCUGUCGAUACGGUCUCUGGCGGUGGCUACGCAGUUCCCGACCAAAAGAAGCCCCCAAGCAGCGAGUACGCGACUCCCACAACCAAGCCAAAGCCAAAGCCGGUGUCCAGCAAUCGUGCGGGUCCUGUCAAACCCACGCCUUUGCCAAGACCCGAGGCCUUGUACGCGAUGGUCAACAAACCCAAGAAGCCGGCCGCGCCAAACAGAGAGAGCUUUGCGUAGAGGUGUUUGUUUUGGGUUUCUUGUAUUAGCGUUUGCUUUGCUUUUUUGUUUGUUUUUGGACUGCCAAGCGUUUACAGCUUUUGGCAUCCACAGGCGGUGCUCCUUGUUGCAUAUCCCCUGCAUUGUUAUUGCAUUGUGACGUGUGCAUGUUGUGUUGUGCCUGAAGGUUGCGUGCGACCCUCUUGGUUUCAUAACAGCGCAUUUUUCGAAUUGGAA
Capsaspora owczarzaki ATCC 30864 is the source of this 3972-nucleotide messenger RNA. Its product is annotated as cellulase. Gene Ontology annotation, biological process: carbohydrate metabolic process. Lineage: Eukaryota; Filasterea; Ministeriida; Capsasporidae. The transcript has 5 exons. The coding region runs from base 160 to 3756 and encodes 1198 amino acids. The record is from RefSeq and is a predicted model, not a curated record. Gene Ontology annotation, molecular function: hydrolase activity, hydrolyzing O-glycosyl compounds.